AUGAGCUAUAGCAUGCCGUUCAAUGCUGUAUAUGAGGACGAGAAAAAAAGGCAGCUUGAUUAUAAGCGUCGGUCGCCGCUGGACAGGAUUGGUUCGGCAAUUGCCCGGCAUAGAAAGAUAGCCUUGGGCGUGUUUUGUACGCUGUUUGUGGUGUUUUGGUUUGGUUUCUCGCAGUUUACACUGUUUGCACGUAAUCCCAAGAUUGUUCUCAUAUUGGCAGUGAAUGACGGAGGCGGUGUACACAAAUGGAAGGGCGAACAAGACUGGGCUAUUGAACGGAUAUCGAUUCAGAACAAGCGCGGAUACGCGAAAAGACAUGGUUAUGGAUUAACAAUUAAAGACAUGCGUACUGCCAAACGGUAUUCUCACGAAUACCGUGAAGGAUGGCAGAAAGUGGAAGUUUUGCGCCAAACAAUGCGGGAAUUCCCGGAGGCAGAGUGGUUUUGGUGGCUGGACCCAGAAACUCUAAUUAUGGAGCCGCAACUGUCAUUGGAAGAUCAUUUGUUCAAGCGUAUGGACGCACUGUCCUACCGGGCUCUGGACGACUUCAAUCCGUUGCAACUGCCGUCAGACAUUCCGUACGUGGAUUAUUCCGAGCAGCCAGAACUCUUUAUCACACAGGAUUGUGGAGGGUUCAACCUUGGCUCGUUUUUGAUCAAAAAUUCGGAUUGGAGCAAACUACUUUUGGACGUGUGGUGGGAUCCUGUGUGCUACGAACAGAAGCACAUGAUGUGGGAACAUCGCGAGCAAGACGCGCUAGAAGCAUUGUAUGCACGUGAGCCCUGGAUUCGCGAGAAGACGGCAUUUUUACCGCUACGGAGCAUCAAUGCAUUCCCACCAGGCGCAUGUUCUGAGUUUUCUGAUGAUACUCGUUAUUUCUAUAGUGAAGAGGAACGCGAUUUUGUCGUAAACAUGGCAGGUUGUAGUUUUGGUCGUGAUUGCUGGGCCGAAAUGCAACGUUACGGAACUCUCUUAGAGACUCACAACCGUAAGUGGUGGCGGAGCUUCUUUUGA
Molecule: messenger RNA, 1014 nt
Organism: Lachancea lanzarotensis
Lineage: Eukaryota; Fungi; Ascomycota; Saccharomycetes; Saccharomycetales; Saccharomycetaceae
Gene: MNN10
Product: LALA0S09e02608g1_1
Exons: 1
Coding region: 1-1014 (337 amino acids)
Biological process (GO): protein N-linked glycosylation
Cellular component (GO): Golgi membrane
Molecular function (GO): glycosyltransferase activity
Source: RefSeq, a predicted model, not a curated record